Messenger RNA from Cynara cardunculus var. scolymus (artichoke), 978 nucleotides. Its product is annotated as agamous-like MADS-box protein AGL104. Gene Ontology annotation, molecular function: DNA-binding transcription factor activity, RNA polymerase II-specific; protein dimerization activity; RNA polymerase II cis-regulatory region sequence-specific DNA binding. Lineage: Eukaryota; Viridiplantae; Streptophyta; Magnoliopsida; Asterales; Asteraceae. The record is from RefSeq and is a predicted model, not a curated record. The coding region runs from base 1 to 978 and encodes 325 amino acids. Gene Ontology annotation, biological process: positive regulation of transcription by RNA polymerase II. The transcript has 11 exons.
AUGGGUCGGAAUAAGCUUCCAAUGAAAAGAAUCGAGAACAACACAAGCAGAUUGGUCACAUUUUGCAAACGUAGAAAUGGACUCAUCAAGAAGGCUUACGAGCUCUCCGUUUUAUGUGAUAUCGACAUUGCUCUCAUCAUGUUUUCUCCCUCCGGUCGCCUCAACCAUUUUUCCUGCAAACGGAGAACCGAGGAUGUACUCAACCGAUACGUAAAUCUCUCCGACUCCGAAAGAGGAAGUGUGAUUCAACAUAGAGAGUAUUUAAACAGCCUUCUAAGCAAGAUCAGGAGUGAAAAUGAUUUAGCCAUCCAUAUUCCUUGUCCCGGAGCGAUCGAUAUGCAAUCCGAGGAAAUCCAUCAAGAAAUUAGCACCUUACAACAUCAACUACAUAUGGCCAAGGAACAAUUAAGGAUAUUUGAGCCGGAUCCAACAACCUUCACAUCACUUUACGAUUAUGAAUCGUACGAGAAAUUAAUUUAUAAAACGUUAGAUCGUGUUACACAACGCAAGGAAUAUUUGUUAAGUAACCAACCACCAGCAUACCAUCUAAGAGUAUUACAGGGAGAAAGUUCAUCAAAGAAUGAGGAUAUCAAUUGUUGGCCGGAAAAUGUUUGUGACGGUGCUAAUCAAAUGAACGGACAAAACCACCAAAACAUGUUCACCACAGCUUCACCCGAAAACACCUUUGAAGCCACGAGGAACCAAUUGACAAAUGCAAUAUUUGACCCAUUGCCAAAAUCAACCAUGAAUGAGGAACCACAAAGCAUUGAAGGGUUUCAGGGUUGUAACCAAACUGAAGAGAGCCUUCAACUAUGGCAUCAGUCAACUGAUGAGUUCUUAUCUUCUCUUAUGACUCAUGAUGUCACUUUCUCAGUGACCAAGCAAAAUGAAAUGGGGAAUCCAAGUGGAGGAAUGGAAAUGGUGCCCAAUCAACAAGUAGAUGCCUCCUUAUUGUGUCAUCAAGCAAGAAGUUUGUGA